AUGAUACAGGGCGGCGAUCCCACUGCCACGGGCCGGGGCGGCGAGUCGAUAUACGGCCGCAAAUUCGAAGACGAGAUAACUCGAGAGCUGAAACACACCGGCGCUGGUAUUCUGUCCAUGGCCAACUCCGGACCGAACACCAAUGGAAGUCAAUUCUUUAUCACUUUAGCACCCUCAGCACAUCUCGAUGGUAAACACACUGUUUUCGGAAGGAUAAAGUCGGGUUUGGAGAUAAUAGAUCGCAUUGGACAAGUGGACACGGACUCUAAAGAUCGGUGA
Sphaeroforma arctica JP610 is the source of this 279-nucleotide messenger RNA. RefSeq lists its product as hypothetical. Gene Ontology annotation, biological process: protein peptidyl-prolyl isomerization. Gene Ontology annotation, molecular function: peptidyl-prolyl cis-trans isomerase activity. Gene Ontology annotation, cellular component: catalytic step 2 spliceosome. Lineage: Eukaryota; Ichthyosporea; Ichthyophonida. The transcript has 3 exons. The record is from RefSeq and is a predicted model, not a curated record. The coding region runs from base 1 to 279 and encodes 92 amino acids.